Anopheles coustani is the source of this 5056-nucleotide messenger RNA. It is a transcript of the gene Cip4, whose product is annotated as formin-binding protein 1-like. Lineage: Eukaryota; Metazoa; Arthropoda; Insecta; Diptera; Culicidae. The record is from RefSeq and is a predicted model, not a curated record. Gene Ontology annotation, biological process: signal transduction. Gene Ontology annotation, molecular function: protein binding. The transcript has 13 exons. Bases 616 to 2475 code for a protein of 619 amino acids.
CGCUCGUCGUUCUGUUGGCUUGGAAGAAAAAAAGCUUACCAUAAAACCGUGAACAAAUUAGCUGUUUCUACCUUGCGAGGGCUGUUUGUGCUCCUCUAAAAAAUCGUUCCGUCGUGUAGUGUUUAUCCCCGUGGUUCAGGAUUAAACCCGAGUGAAACAUAUAAUCUUCUACUAAAACGAGAAUCGUUCGCAACCGCAGUAGCUAGGAAAGGCCAACGAAAGGGUGCCUCCCGGGGGGUGCUGGUGAUAGGCAGGCUUUUCCUACGUUCGGUUUCCGUUUCGGUGAAAUGAUGAUCAUAGCAUCAUGAAACGGCCGUGAAUGAAAAUCUAGUGUCCAACAUUCUGCGGCGGUCUCUUUCAAGCACAGAUCAUUAAAGGAUCUACUUUCCCUCGUGCACAUUUGUGUGUGUAUCCGCCUGUUUGUGUGCGUAUGUGUUCUUACGUGUCGGUAAAUUCAAAAAUAAUUUAUCGUUCCGGAAUCUAGUGCACUUUGAGUUACGAAAAAUUACUUGCUGCUUGCGUCGGAUCGAGAAGAAAACGGUUACAUACACCUAGCAGAUUCUAGCUUCUAAUCAACGGUUUUCCAGCGGAAGGGAAAUAAUAUUAACAUCAACAAUGGCGGUGCAGGAGCUUGAAAUCGGCACAUCGUGGGGCAAAGAGCUAUGGGACCAGUUCGACAACCUAGCAACACACACGCAGAAAGGAAUUGACUUUUUCGAGCGAUUUGGAAACUUCAUCCGCGAUCGCAGUGCCAUCGAAGUCGAAUAUGCACUAAAGCUUAGACGGCUCGUGAAAAACUACCAACCCAAAAAGAACAAAGAGGACGAAGAAAAUGAGUUUUCCACGCUGAUCGCCUUCAAAAACGUCCUCAAGGAAGUGGCCGAUCUGGCCGGGCAGCGCGAGGUGGUGGCGGAGAAUCUUCAGAAUCAGGUGCUGCAGGGCAUUACGCUGCUAGCGAAAAAUCUUCGGGACGAGCGCAAAAAGUCGCUUAACCAGGGCGCCCUGCUGACCCAGUCCCUGCACACACAGAUCGGUACGCUUGAGCGGGCGAAGCGGAGCUACGAGAAGGCGUUCCGCGAGGCGGAGAAGGCCCUCGAGGGCUAUCAAAAGGCGGACGCCGACUUCCACCUGAGCCGGGCCGAUGUCGAGAAGCAACGGGUUAACAUGAACAUACGCAACAGCCAGUCGGAGGACGCCAAGAGCGAGUACGCCAAUCAGCUGCAGAUUACGAACAAACUGCAGCAGCAGCAUUACCAAACGGCCCUGCCUGAGGUGUUCAACCGGCUACAGGAAUUGGACGAAAAGCGAACACGUGGCAUGAAGGAAUUCAUCAAACGGUCGGCAGAUGUCGAGUACGAAGUUUCGCCCAUCAUUGCCCGCUGCCUGGAGGGUAUGGUGAAGGCGGCCGAUUCGAUUAACGAGAAGGACGAUUCGAUGAUUGUUAUAGAGAAAUAUCAGUCCGGCUUUCAACCACCCGGAGACAUACCGUUCGAGGAUCUCUCAAAGCCCGACCCGGACGCCGCCAACAAUUCGCAGACCCACAACUCCAGCACCGGACUGAACCACAUGACGGGGAAGGGCACGACGAAGGAUAAGUUGAAAAAACGAGUUGGCAUUUUCGGUAUCUUCACCGGCAACAAGAAGAUUCUCGAAGCCUGCAUAAAUGUUAAGAACAACCUUUCGACGGACGGUUUGAAGGAGGAUUUCAGCGAUUUGCCACCGACGCAACGGCGAAAAAAGCUUGCCGCCAAGGUGCAGGAGCUACAGCAGAAGGUCGCCCAGGAGCAGGCGGCCAGCGAUGGACUGAUGAAAAUGAAGGGCGUCUACGAGGCCAACUCGAUGCUGGGCGACCCGCGGACGGUGGAGGAACAGCUGAACGAAUCGGUUAACCGAUUGGACCGGCUGCGGAUCGAGCUGCAGCGUUACCAGAAGCUGCUGGAUCAGGCCAACAGUCAAACGUGCAACCAGCACAGUCCACAGGCGAACCGCGUGAUACAGAACGGCCAGCGUGUAUCCAGACAUUCCAACGGUAGCAGUAAUCACGAGAACAACCACGACGACAACGGUGAAGAUCACCCCGAUGAUGCCGGUAGCCUUAGCAGGUCAGCUUCCGAAAGUAGUGUACAGCAAGCGCAAAAUGGGCUUAACAUUAACAACAACGGCAGCUCGGCGAGUCCGGAAAGUGGACUUGGUACAUCGCACACCUCACUGCCCGGUUCGGGCCAGGGUAGCACCAACGAACAGCCGCUAAACGACGAGUACUACGAUGCAGACCAACCAUUAGGAACGUGCCGGGCGCUCUAUCCAUUCGAUGCAACGAGCGAAGGUAGCAUUCCUAUGUCGGAAGGUGAAGAACUGCAAGUGAUAGAAGUAGACCAGGGAGAUGGCUGGACCCGAGUCCGGCGGUUUAGCUCCAAGGGUUGGGAGGAAGGAUUUGUACCGACUAGCUACAUUGAGUGUACGCUGUAUGCGUAGUGUUGAUCACCCGAAUAUCCUUAAUCCUUCCAACAACUGGACAGAGGAAUCGCCAAUAAAUCCCGACUCCAGGGCGAUGGCUCCAGUAAAUGUAAAUAGUUACAUGUAGUUAUACUCUGCACAAGAGGAGAAGCGCAGCCGCCAGGCGUAGAACAUACACAUUAUGCUUUAGUCGACAAACUUUAGUGGCAAUACUGACUGCUGAUCGGGAUUGGUGAACCCUGCCUGGAAAGAGAGGACCAUCGGUGAAAUGCAAUAUUAAAACUAUUUUGUGUGCAACACGUGCAACGCAAAUUACUCACUCCCAAAAAUAAUUGUGUGGCACCACAAUGGAACUGUAGGAACGAAACCCCACUCACACUUCUCCUGUAUCCCACCACUUCAUCCCGAUACUACUGUGCCCAUUGUGACAACAAAAGUAGCGCUUCAAAUGGAAAGAUUUUUUUUUACCGACAGCUCUCAUCUUUUCUGGGCAGGACGUCAAGUUUUGCACUCUCACAACAUUUAGGAAAUUACUUUUAUUCCUGUCUAUCAUGAUCAUCCCACAUGAUAAAAAAGCAUGCUUGCAAAAACGCGUCCUCGAAUGACGACAGGCAAUGUUUAUAUUUUAGAGCGUUUUCGCUAGCUUUCAUUCUUUCGUGCUGUAGGUAGUCUUUGUUUUUAAAGAAAAGAAAAAAAGAAUGGUAUUAACGAAUAUAUCAUUGCGCUUUGUUUGCUAGCGACGCGUUAUAGGAAACAUAGCACCGCAACCAUAUUGAAGAACAGAUGUGCGCAUGAUAUUGCCAUUAACUUAGGUAAAUGCAUUCUAUCGCUCGAAUGUAGAGGGUAACCGGUAGAGAUUGACAAUUGUUUACAAAAUAAGUACCGAGCGAACCGAGAUGAGCUUUUUACAAUAAUUUUUGUCUUUCCCUCGCCUGCUAUACUGUUUGUCUUAUAGCGUGUCUUUUUUACCUUUUUUUAUUAUUUCCUUCGUUCGGUUGUGCUCCUGAAUUCUACACGAGAAAUAUGGAGUUUAAAGCUAAUAUCAAAUCUAAUAUAUCGUAAUGAUCAUCAUCAUCAUUAUUAAUCAGCCCUGCAACUGCGAGUACUGUGAGUAAAAGUGAAGCAGGAAAGGUAGCAUAAAAUUUAGGAUAAGGCUGCGAUUGAAAUGUAAAAGAUUAAGUAAAACGCGCAAACGAUUCGAUUUUUUUUGUCGAUAGUGAACAGAGGAUGGAAAGCAUACGAACUGUGUUAAUAUGCUAGAUGUAGGGGGAGUGCCCUUGUGUUUUGUACGGGCACAAUUAAUCGUCAAAUUUAUCCGUCUUUCCGUUUCAAAUUUACCUAAAGUGUAUUGCGUCAGGGUGAGCCGGCAUUGAAACACAAGUAAUCAAAGUACCAGAAUCAAAAGAAAUAAAACAAAAACAACAACCACAAUUCCUUUCUUCAUGCCUUCUCUCUCCUCUCGGGUGUGUGCGUACAGGCAAGGUAUGAAAUAGCGAACGAUCAAUAAUAUAUAUGUUUAAAUAAUGAAACUUAAUAUUAUUCAAAAACCAAACCAACAUUUAACAACCAUUUAACAAAAUAAUAAAACAUUAAACAAUCAACCAACCAACUUUCCAUUACAUUUAUGAACCGAAAAAGUUAAAGCAGUCUUAAUAUCAACAGAACAACCAGCCGUUACGGAGUCUUUAAUCUUUACAAAGCUCUUGCUAUAGUAGUAUGAAAAACAAUGAACUGAAAUAUAAACGAACUAAAGCGACAGUAGCCCUUGGAUAGUGAGAGCAGAGAAAUUCAAUAUAUACCUGAAUAUACUAAAGUUCCAGUCAAGCAAAAGCGUGCAGGCAUAUGUAAAAAAUAAAGAAAAAACUAUUUUACCCGUCGUUAUGGACAACUCAUUCGAAAAAACUUCGUUCGAGUAGGAAACUUUGUAACAGCAACAUUCUGUGCGACCCUUUUACAUUGCUAACAACACACGCUACAAUGAAAAAAAAAAACCUUUCAUUUUCUUCUAGUAUGAAAAGCUCAUUUAAAUAUCUAAAACUAUAUAUUUAUAUAAAAUGGCAUCCAUAUUUAUGAGCUCAAUUGCCUACAGAAUAAAGUAGCCUAGAGAGAGGAAUCGAAACAAACAGUUUCGUACAGCAGUGUGUCAAAAUUACAAAUUCAAGUUGAAAUUGGUAUUCAAAUUCAAAACGAUGCACUAUGCUAAGUGAUCGUGUUCAAUCGUUGGAAGUGAUCCUUAAUGUGCAUGGUACGGUUGAUUGUUCAGUAGAGAACAAACGAUAAAACGAUUCUAUUUAGCUAAGUUACCACGCCUGCGAAUACAAAAAAAAAAAAAAACACGCUCCACAGGAAAAAUGUUGGACUCCAGAGAACUGAUUGAAAGAUAAGAUCAUGCCGGAAAGUGGAAGAGGUACCUAGCUAAAAAGUAUAUAACAAAUUCGAGGGUUUAAGUUUAAGCUGUACAUUGGUGGACAAAAUUUAACAUUUACAUAGCGCGGAGCCGGACAAAAAUUGGAGCAAGGAUUUGCAAGGAGAUUGUAUGUGAAUUAGUAAAGAAAAGCGCUAACAUUUAAACAAACCGGUAUUCAAUACACUACGCAAG